UUCUUCUACGGCUUCACUGUCUGGCUCCUCCCACUCAACCGUAUAUGGUUCGGUCAUGGAGAGAGUUCUUGACCCGGUUGCCAACUUCUAGUAACUGCUACUACUGUGUGGCGCUUAGAAAACGAACAGUCCAAGGAGAGGGGCUGUGCUGGGCCGCUUUGCUCAGUUCCCCCAAUCACAAGGCUCCACCGGCCCGGCCUGCCGUCACCGUUGGACUCCCUGGUGAAUGAUUAAUCGGCCCGAGGCUCGAAAAAAGCCCACCGUGGCAACCGCUGAACAAAACAGCAGGCCGCAGGACGGAGCGGUCAGACGGAGGGGAGAGGAAGGCAACGGAGGAAGGAACGAAAGGAUUAGACUGGAGCAACCCGAGGAGAAAGAGGGAAACCCGUUUGCCUCCGUCUUGCCUUGGGCCACGAGGACCUGUGGAUUAAACCUGCCGGACCCAGCAUAUUCCACAUUGCAAUCCUCCACCCUCCAUAUUGCUGCCGUGACAGAGUGACAUGAAUGGGGGCUAGUGGUGCACUUUGAACCUCGAGGUUGACCUUUAACCCCAUCAUUGAUUUCAGCAGUGUUCCUCGUGUUCCCAGCUCCUGUGUUUGAGGCGAAGUUCACAGCCCGUUCACUACAUGUGCGUUACUGCUGUUCUGUUUGGAGAGAGGGAGGAGAGGGCUUCUUCUUUUCGUUUGUUUGCUGUUCUUUAACUCCGAAGAGCGUUGUUAGUUAGCUCUUUGUUUUAAUUUCGUACAGUUGUAGCGCAUUUUGGACUGACCACAGAAGCCAUGGUAGCGAGCGGAUAUGGGUACUACCGUACCAGCAUUUUCCUGGCCAUGUUUGUGGGCUACACGCUCUACUACUUUAACAGAAAGACCUUCUCCUUCGUGAUGCCCUCUGUAAUGCAGGAGAUCAAGCUGGAUAAAGAUGACCUUGGCCUGAUCACCAGCAGCCAGUCGCUGGCCUACGCCAUCAGCAAGUUCAUCAGCGGCGUGCUCUCGGACCAGAUCAGCGCCCGCUGGCUCUUCUCCAUCGGCCUCUUCUCGGUCGGCUGCAUCAACGUGGUCUUCUCCUGGUCUUCCACGGUCACCGUCUUCGCGGGGCUCUGGUUCCUCAACGGACUGGGGCAGGGGCUGGGCUGGCCCCCGUGUGGAAAGGUGCUGCGCAAGUGGUUUGAACCAUCUCAGUUUGGGACAUGGUGGGCGGUGCUGUCCUGCAGCAUGAACCUUGCUGGGGGGCUGGGCCCCAUCAUCGCCACGGUGAUGGCGCAGAGCUACAGCUGGAGAACCACCCUGUCCAUCUCUGGCUGCACCUGUGUGGGCGUGGCCUUCUUCUGUCUGCUGCUCAUCAAGAACGAGCCCAGCGACGUGGGUCUGCCCAACAUCGAACCCGGGGGCAAGAAGGGCAAAGGAGGUGCUUCUGCUGAUGAGGGCACCCUGAAGGAGUUCCUCCUGUCCCCUUACCUGUGGGUCCUGUCGCUGAGCUACUUGGUGGUGUUUGGUGUGAAGACUGCCUGCACUGACUGGGGACAGCUCUUCCUUAUUCAGGACAAGGGCCAGACCACACUCAUGGGCAGCUCCUACAUGAGCGCACUGGAGAUUGGCGGGUUGGUGGGCAGCAUCGUGGCGGGAUACCUGUCAGACAGGGCUGUGGCUCGGCAAGGCCUCCGUAGCCAUGGAAACCCCCGCCACGGUCUGCUGCUGUCCAUGAUGGCCGGAAUGUUCGUGUCCAUGUAUCUCUUCCGGGUCACUGUCACCCCUGACAGCUCCAAGAUUUGGAUUCUCUCAUUAGGGGCUGUUUUUGGCUUCUCUUCAUAUGGACCAAUCGCCUUGUUCGGGGUGAUAGCCAAUGAAAGCGCCCCUUCAAAGUACUGUGGAACAUCGCACGCCAUUGUAGCUCUAAUGGCUAAUGUCGGAGGGUUCCUGUCUGGACUCCCGUUCAGCACCAUCGCCAAGCACUACAGCUGGGACGUGGCCUUCUGGGUCGCCGAAGUGACCUGCGCCCUGACGACCGUCGUCUUCUUCCUCCUGCGCAACAUCCGCACCAAGAUGGGCCGUGUGCCCAAGAAAUCCGACUGAGCACCGCGUCACUCGAUCCUCAGUGACCAACGAGGAGAGUUUUGCCGUGACAUCACUCAGAAUUUUGAAAGGGAAAUUGCAGAAGUGUUCCCCAUUACAUUUUUUUUCUUACUAGUCCCGAGACUUGCUUCAAGAUGUCUUAUGUCCUAAAAAUAGUUUAAGAAUAUUUUGAUUGGUAUAAAAAAUGUUUUCUUGUAUUAACAAGAGAACCAGUUGCUAUUUUUUUUUUUGAUCUUAUGUUCUUACUAGAAAUCCUGAAAUGAGAAUUUGUUUUCUUUAUGAAGAUAUCUCGAUUUGCAAUGUACCACCAAUCCAGUGGCAUUAAUGUCAAAAGCGUUUUAGCAUUAUUUAUUGAUGAAAAUGAGUAUUUUAAAGGUACAGUAUGAUAGCAAUAAUGAUACCACAUUUGGACCUCAUUUUUCACCAUGAAGUUGCUACCAAAAUAACUAUCAGCAUUUAAAUGUUCCUCAUACAUCUCUUAGCUCCUUCUGCAUCACUUUACCUGAAAGCACCUUUCAAAUGCUUAUGGUUAAUUAUGAAAUAAUCUGAAUAAUUCAUCCUUCCUCGUACCUCAACCUCGCAUCCUCUGUUGGGUGGAGCUUAGGAGCAAGGAAAGGACGCGAGGAAGAGAUGUAAGGAGUGAAAAUGAGCGACUUGAAUGGACCCUUGCUCUAAGUUCAUGCUGCCUGCAGACUUGAGGAGCCGCAGAUGGGGGAGGUCUUUGUGCAUCGGUGGGACUAGUGGCCUUUGUGCACUAGUGCUGCACACCACAGGCUCUGCCUCCAGUGGAGGCCAAACGCUGCAUGUCAUCUCCUUCUAGAAUGUUCCAUAGAUUGCUCAGGGUUUAUGUGCAUACAUUCCUGUGAGGGACUGGAUGCUUGUCCUCUGCAGUAGCAGAAGGCAGUGGACACAAUCCAUGCAAUCCUUCCUGUGCCUUUACUGCAGUGCAGAUACAGAACCAUACUGUCUCCAAUUUGGCCAGCAACAGCUAAGCUCUUAUGCAGUGCAAACGUAUUUUAACGAAAAACAAGUGUAUUGGUGUCCAGUUUAGAAGACAGUCACAAUGGCAGUGACAUUUAAUUCAGAAGUAGACCGUAGGUAUGUUUCCAUUAGAAUACCACAGCAUAUUUAUCAUGGAAUGCCUAAAACAAUCAGUUUGUGCGCACACGUGCAUGGAAGUUGCAAAAAAAAAAAAAAAUGGCAAAUUGACAUUUUCUGUUUAUGGAA
Messenger RNA from Anguilla anguilla (European eel), 3296 nucleotides. It is a transcript of the gene slc37a4a, whose product is annotated as solute carrier family 37 member 4a. The record is from RefSeq and is a predicted model, not a curated record. NCBI's taxonomy places the organism in Eukaryota, Metazoa, Chordata, Actinopteri, Anguilliformes, Anguillidae. Gene Ontology annotation, cellular component: endoplasmic reticulum membrane. Gene Ontology annotation, biological process: glucose-6-phosphate transport; phosphate ion transmembrane transport. The transcript is spliced from 9 exons. The coding region runs from base 780 to 2069 and encodes 429 amino acids. Gene Ontology annotation, molecular function: glucose 6-phosphate:phosphate antiporter activity.